Molecule: messenger RNA, 4131 nt
Organism: Triplophysa dalaica
Lineage: Eukaryota; Metazoa; Chordata; Actinopteri; Cypriniformes; Nemacheilidae
Gene: pak2b
Product: p21 protein (Cdc42/Rac)-activated kinase 2b
Exons: 14
Coding region: 1730-3328 (532 amino acids)
Biological process (GO): regulation of MAPK cascade; intracellular signal transduction; regulation of axonogenesis
Cellular component (GO): cytoplasm
Molecular function (GO): protein serine/threonine kinase activity; ATP binding
Source: RefSeq, a predicted model, not a curated record
GUGACAAAACGCGAAAUACUGUGCUUGUGUCUCAAAACAUAGUGUGCUGCCUAUCUGUACCACAACUUUCGGAGUUAUUUUUCACAUAUAAUGCCUAAACACGGUCGUAUUGAACGUUUUAGCGACACAGAUUUCCACCAUGAUGUUGUCUAGACGGGGAGCUCACUAGGAUUUGAGACGCUGUCUUUUUAUUGCUGUAUUUCUAUAUGUGACGUGUAGGCUUGCUGGUUUGUGUGUAGCAGGUUUUUCUUCUGCAUAUCUGUUGCUUGGCCUGGAAUUGCUAAGUCAAAUUUAGAUACUGAUUAAACAUUAUGAUUGAUCAGAUUUAUACAUCACCACCCAUAUAGCCUGAAUUGAAAACUCAUUUAUAUUUAUGUUGUAGUUGUUGGUAAAUCCAAGGUUAGUGAUGAUGUAUGUGAUCUGGUGGAGGGGUUCAAUCUGUGGGUUUUGUUUUUUAUUGUAAAUGCUUUUAAUUUGUGCUAUUAUGGUCAAGUUUGAAACAAAAACGCUUAAUUUCAAGUCAUCUCUCUUUUAUUCACAGUUAAGCUGUUAGGAGUGUAUUGAAUGUAGGGUCCAAAUGUGUUUGAUGUCUUAUCAUUUGGCUCUGAAUAAUCGUACGUUUAGAUUUAAGUCACUUCUGCAUUGUUAUAAACCACAUAGCGAGGCUUUUUGUAUAUGUGGUGCCUGGUCGACUCCUGUGGGGUUUUACUUUAGAUUUCUUGUUGAAUACCAGAAAAACAGUCAAGAAACCCUCAAAAUGUAAAUAUGGGAUUAUAUAUUAUAUGCGGCGAUAUAUUAUAUAUAUUGUCUAGGGAUGUACCGAUAUUAUCGGUAUUGUGUUAUUAUCGCAAUAGCAAAAUUGCGAAAAUAGUACAGUAUAAAAAAUAUAGUACCGAGGUGUUACCGUAUAGUGAGAUUUUGAUAUUGUUGCAUCCAUAAUAUUGACAUAAUAUUAUAUAUUAUGACAAUAUCGGUUUACGGGCCAUUGGAAUUUUUAGCAUUGUUGUAUUAUUUUCAUGACAUCGCAGUAUGAGAAUAUAGAAUUUUUUCAUCUGCUUGGAGAGAUGCACAGGUGUAUCUGCCACCAAAAUUCAUUGGACAGAAUUUAUCAAUUUAAAACGAUUUCUAGUCCCUUAUCGGUUAUAGCACGAAAAAGACCAAUAUGAUAAACCGAUAAUGUCUGUUGUUGCAUAAUCUAACGUUUAUCUCGAAGUAAAGUAAUGAAAUCUCUAUCAUUGUGCCUAACCAGUUGAAUUUGAAAGACACAUUGAAGAUUUUUGCAAUAAAAUAUCAGAAAUGCAUUAGCACAGUUUAUUUGGUUACUUGUUGUGCCAUAUCCUCGAUUUGACUAAAAGUUCUGAAUAUCCGUUUCGAAUUAAGCCAGUCGUUUUUUGUUAAUAUUGCUAUUAUACACCACAAAAGUUAUUGGUUUAUAUCUACUUCUCGAAAGUUUUGCCAAAUAAAAAUCCAUGUGAGUUUGCAACUUAUUUGUUGUGCGCAUGGGAGUUUGACGGUGGUUGUGCUUUAGUGUCUCCUGCCGAAGCUUUAUGUCCGUAUCGCUCAUCUCUCCGUCUCUCUCCGUUGUGCUUCUCCUUCGCUUUUGUCUCCUCUUCUACAGCUCUAAUUCCUUCUCUUCUUUAUCUCCACUUCCGCUCCGCUCCGAACGUUCUCCCUCAACCCACUCCUCCUUUAUUUCCCUCUCUCUUUCCUCCACCCUUUCUCUGGGACCAUGUGUGAUAAUGGGGACGUGGAGGACAAGCCGCCUGCUCCGCCCGUGAGGAUGAGCAGCACGAUCUUCAGCGGUGGCGGGAAGGACCACGCGCUCUCCGCCAAUCACAGCUCCAAGCCCCUCCCCUCGGUGCCGGAGGAGAGGAAGCCUCGCAAUAAGAUCAUCUCCAUCUUUUCUGGGGCCGAGAAGGGUGGUCGAAGAAAAGACCGAGAUAAAGAACGACCAGAGAUCUCACCACCAUCAGACUUUGAACACACUAUCCACGUGGGUUUUGAUGCUGUUACUGGGGAGUUUACGGGAAUGCCAGAGCAAUGGGCGAGGUUACUGCAAACCUCCAAUAUCACCAAGUCCGAGCAGAAGAAGAACCCUCAAGCUGUUCUAGAUGUCCUCAAGUUCUACGACUCCACGGGCAACGGGCGACAGAAGUACCUCAGCUUCUCCUCAGAAAAGGAUGGGUUUCCCUCUGGUGAACAAUCGCCUGUUAAGAAAACACCAGAGCCUUCAUCUCCAAUCAAAACUGUUGAUGAUGAAGAGGAGGACGACGAUGAGACACCACCACCGGUUGUCGCACCCCGACCAGAGCACACCAAGAGUGUGUAUACUCGACCGUCUGUCAUCGAUCCGAUCCCUCUGCCCGUGACCUCUCCAGACAGCGAGGUCGCCUCUAAGGCCGCCGACAGACAGAGGCCCAAAAAGGGCAAGAUGACAGAUGAGGAGAUCAUGGACAAGCUGAGAACUAUAGUCAGCAUAGGAGAUCCAAAAAAGAAGUAUACGCGAUACGAGAAGAUCGGCCAAGGAGCUUCAGGAACAGUGUUCACUGCCAUAGACGUCGCAACGGGACAGGAGGUGGCGAUCAAACAAAUCAACCUUCAGAAGCAGCCCAAGAAAGAGCUUAUUAUCAACGAAAUUCUGGUGAUGAAGGAGAUGAAGAAUCCAAACAUCGUCAACUUUGUAGACAGUUUUUUAGUAGGGGAGGAGCUGUUCGUAGUGAUGGAAUAUUUGGCCGGCGGCUCGCUCACAGAUGUGGUAACCGAGACGUGCAUGGACGAGGCCCAGAUCGCUGCUGUGUGCCGGGAGUGUCUGCAGGCACUGGAGUUUCUGCACGCCAAUCAGGUCAUUCAUCGAGACAUCAAGAGUGACAACGUGCUACUUGGGAUGGACGGUUCUGUCAAACUCACCGACUUUGGAUUCUGCGCUCAGAUCACUCCGGAACAGAGUAAGAGAAGCACUAUGGUGGGCACGCCGUAUUGGAUGGCCCCGGAGGUCGUGACCCGCAAGGCCUACGGACCCAAAGUCGACAUCUGGUCCCUGGGCAUCAUGGCUAUCGAGAUGGUGGAGGGAGAGCCACCGUACCUCAACGAGAAUCCUCUGAGGGCGCUCUACCUGAUCGCCACCAACGGAACCCCGGAGCUGCAAAGUCCAGAAAAGCUGUCGCCCAUUUUCCGAGAUUUCCUGAGUCGCUGUCUGGAAAUGGACGUAGAGAAGAGAGGCGGAAGCAAAGAGCUACUGCAGCAUCCCUUCUUGAAGCUGGCUAAACCUCUUUCGAGUCUCACUCCUCUUAUUUUGGCUGCCAAGGAUGCCAUGAAAAGCAACCGUUAGCCCGAACAAACUGUGCCCGCAUGCACACACACACUCACACAAAGACUGCUGAACACUCCCGAAAUCUGUGCCAGGUGUUGGUUUUGUUUGUAACCAUCCUGUCCACAACAUAUCAGUGUUUGCCAAACCAGAACUCUGAGCAUUUCAUUUGGGUCUUUGCCUGUUUUAAAACCUGUAUGGACCGCUGUGGUGUCCUUCUGAUUUUAUUAGACUUGUGCUGUGGAGCAUCUGGACUUUAUUCUUUGUGUUGCAUGUCUGAACUUUUCCAGUCUUUGGCUUCUAUAGAUGAGACCUUGUAUGUUCCGUAUUUGAUUAUCAGAGGGACUUUUGUAGUCUUUAGGUUUCUGUAGCGAGAAUCACGACUGAAACUGUGUAGCCCACUCGUGUUCCUGAUCCUAAGGGAGGAGCACCUUACCGAUGCCAGCUGCGAGCGGAGAACGAUUUGUUUGUAGUCACUCGUGCCUUCGUUGUUAUUCCAGCAAACACCUUUAUAUCUGCCAGAAGUUGCGGAUUUGUGCCGCUGAGCUUCCUCUAACCUGAGAAAAAACUUUCAUGUGAUGAAAUGUGUAUAUGUGUACUUCGGAGAAGCGUAGCAUUUCAGUUGAUGUAGUUAACCAAAAACCGAAUGGUUGGUUAGAAAUGUAUGUUUUGUGUACAUGAACACUUUUUUCAUUGUUGUUUUAGUAACUAACAGUUUAUUACAAAGUGAAUGCUGUUGUCUGUCAUGAUGUCAGAAUUGAUAACUAUUUUUAUGCUUUUCAGUCACUUGUUUUGCAAGUAAAAGCCGGAUUCCUACAACUUCA